Rotaria sordida is the source of this 1776-nucleotide messenger RNA. The record is from the annotation of a GenBank genome assembly. NCBI's taxonomy places the organism in Eukaryota, Metazoa, Rotifera, Eurotatoria, Philodinida, Philodinidae.
GAUAAUAAGAACAAUUUUCCCGUAUAUAAUGAUGCAACAUGUGCUGGAAUUAUAGCAUCAGUUAAUGGUUGUACCAGAGUGUUGAUAUCUGAAGAAGCAGAUGUACUGUUGCCAUCAAUUGGUGCUGUCCUGCCAUCACCGUUUGUGAAUAAGGAUGUUCCUACUGUAAAAUCUGAAGCACGAGUUGAAAUGAUGAAGAUGUUUGAUGGUGACUGUCAUAUGCGAAAAUUGAAAGGCAAUAUAUCAAAAAUGGACAGUUUCAAACAUUCAUUUAUUGGAGCAAGUAGUGGAGGUAUAAUUGUGACAGCUUUGCAGAGAAAAUCUAAUGGAUCUCAAGUUGAUGCAUUUUUUGAACGUCUGAUAAUUUGGUGUUUACGUCCACCACCAUUGAUGUUUGUGCCAGAGAGAUUAUUUGAAAAUUUCGAAUUAUACUAUGAUGUUGAUAGUGACAAAAUGAUGGUCGAUUUCGGUAAUCAAUAUACGACAUUAGCAUAUGAACAAACUGAUCGUUAUUUAAUGGCUAAAAUUGGGAAAAUGAUCCAGUUAACUCAUCGAUUAGUAGGAUUAAUACAAAUCUUAGAAUGGAGUUGGAAAAUUGCUGCUGAAUAUUUACGAAUAAAUGGUUAUUUUACAUCGUGUAUUUCGAACGACUUUAUAUCGAAUAUACGUCAAAUUUUUGAACGUUUACAUGGUGAAGAUAAUGGUGAUAAACGUACGUUUGUGGUAUCGGUGGUAUCUGUUGAACGUGCUAUUAAUAUUUCACAAGCACUUUUGGAGCAAUAUAAAGUAAUUAUGCGGGUACCUGAUGAUCCUGCUCGUGUUGUAUCAGCACAUAGUAAUAAGGUAGAGUCUAAUGCCAUGGAACGUACCAGUAUAAAUCAUAAAUUGGAAAAGUCGAAGUCGAAAUAUGGUGAACAUGUUCGUGGGAUAUUAUUAUUUAAGUCAGUGAUCUUUACAUCAACAACGCUAUAUAAAGCGUGUUCUGUAUUCAGACAUCAUUCUGGAAAUGUUAACUCUGUUUUACAAGAAUUAUUCAAGAUGGGUCUUAUUAUUGCAUUUGAUAACGGAAUUAUUUCGUCAACAAAAAAGGCAGUAGUUUAUGCCAAAUGGCUGCCAAAUGUAAAUGAUCUGGAGGAAUGUCAACGUUUUGAACAGAAGCUGGCAACAUUUAACGAUGAUCUAAUUUCUGCAGAUUCGAUUGUUGCUUGUACGACUGCUAUUUCAUUAUUACCACAUAAAGCUAAUCCAAAACCAGCUGUUUUGAAUUAUUUGAAGAAUGAACGAUACGCUCAAUUAAAGCUUGAUUUUUGUGCGAAUAAUCUUGCCUCGGAAGGUGCAUUUGAUGUUAGCGAAGCUGGCGAAGAUUCAAAUAGUAGCAGCGUCUUGCUCGAGGGUUUGACCAAACCAAAUGAAGUUCCUUUAACAGGUUUUUUUUGUAGUUAUGAUAAAGACUCUAUAACCUCGACGAGAACUGAGCUGCAUAUUUCUACAAAUAAUGGUUCAGUCACGAAUGAACGACGUAUGGUUGCAUCAAAGAAUAUCGAUAAUGGCAAUAACAGUAUGCAAGAAAAUAUAAAUGUUAUUGAUAGUACCCAUAUCAGCUCAGUAAGUUCCUUGGCUGAAAAAGGAUUGAUGAAUACUAUCGAAACAGGUCAAGCUUAUAAUUAUAUAUCAAAGAGAAAAAGUAUUCAAAGAAAUGAAGAAUCGGACGAUGAUGAAGAUAACAUGCCACUUCGUGUGCGGAUUCGAUCAAUUCACAAUAAUGUUGAUCAUUAG